GCGGAGCCGGCGCUGGGCGCGGAGGCUGCCGGGAGCGGAACUCGGCCGCGGCGGAUGUUGACAGUGGUGACCCACACCAGGCUGGGUGGCCCGCUGAGGAAGAUAGCGCUGUAUCAAAAUGGCUGAUGAUAAUGAAGAGCUGCAGGCAGAUGAAGAGCUCCCAGCUCCAGCUGAGGACAACUUUGAGCAGCUGGAGAACAACAGCCCCGCAGAGCGCAGUGGGCAUGUAGCAGUCACUGAUGGACACUGCAUGUUUGUUUGGGGAGGCUAUAAGAAUGCUCAAGUUAGGGGAUUUUAUGACUUCUAUCUGCCUAGAGAUGAAAUAUGGAUCUACAGCAUGGAAACUGGAAGAUGGAAUAAAAAAAAAACAGAGGGGGAUGUUCCACCUUCCAUGUCAGGCAGUUGUGCUGUGUGUGUAGACAAAGUAUUGUAUUUAUUUGGAGGGCAUCAUGCACGUGGCAAUACAAACAAGUUCUACAUGUUAAACUCCAGAUCCAAGGACAAAGUGUUGCAGUGGGUUAGAGUAGAAUGUCAAGGUGUUCCCCCCUCAUCAAAGGACAAACUUGGAGUUUGGGUUUAUAAAAAUAAGCUAAUAUUUUUUGGAGGUUAUGGUUAUUCGCCUGAAGGGAUACCAAUAGGAACUUUUGAAUUUGAUGAAACCUCUUUUUGGAACUCAGGUCAGCCUAGAGGAUGGAAUGAUCACGUACAUGUUCUGGACACUGAAACCUUUUCUUGGAGCCAGCCCAUAACCACGGGUAAAUCCCCCUCACCCCGAGCAGCCCAUGCCUGCGCUACAGUUGGGAACAGAGGCUAUGUGUUUGGAGGCAGAUACCGAGAUUCUAGAAUGAAUGAUCUUUAUCAUCUUAAUUUGGACACAUGGGAGUGGACUGAAAUAAUUACACAAGGCAUUUGCCCACUAGGCCGAUCUUGGCAUUCCUUAACUCCAGUUUCAUCAGAUCACCUAUUUCUCUUUGGAGGGUUUACCACUGAUAAGCAGCCACUGAGUGAUGCUUGGAUUUAUUGUAUCAGUAAGAAUGAGUGGAAACAGUUUGAGCAUAAUUAUUCUGAAAAACCAAGGCUGUGGCAUACAGCUUGUGCUAGUGAAGAAGGAGAGGUGAUUGUUUUUGGUGGCUGUGCCAACAACUUGCUUGCCCAUCACAAAGCAGCUCAUAGUAAUGAGAUACUUGUGUUUUCUCUGCAACCAAAAUCUCUUGUAAGGCUGUGCCUAGAAGCAGUCAUUUGCUUCAAAGAGAUAUUAGCCAACUCAUGGACCUGCCUCCCAAAGCACUUGCUUCACAGUGUCAAUCAGCGGUUUGGAAGUAACAAUACAUCUGGCUCUUAAGACUUCUGCUAUCAGUUACUUCUGUGAACAGCCUGUGCAUGGAUGAGCAAUUCUAAAGGAUGUAAUAAUUUUACCAACCACGACUUGUAUAAAUAUCUGCAUUGUCCUUGGUAGUAGCUUGUUGGUUGUAAGUUGCAUGUGAAUGGCUUAGAGAGAACUUAUUUUUGUGUAAAGAUGUUUGCAAUAAAUGUAUUUAAUGCAA
Gopherus flavomarginatus (Mexican gopher tortoise) is the source of this 1544-nucleotide messenger RNA. RefSeq names its product kelch domain containing 2 (gene KLHDC2). The transcript is spliced from 14 exons. The record is from RefSeq and is a predicted model, not a curated record. Gene Ontology annotation, molecular function: protein binding. Lineage: Eukaryota; Metazoa; Chordata; Testudines; Testudinidae. The coding region runs from base 119 to 1342 and encodes 407 amino acids.